This is a messenger RNA of Symbiodinium natans, 1368 nucleotides long. The record is from the annotation of a GenBank genome assembly. Lineage: Eukaryota; Dinophyceae; Suessiales; Symbiodiniaceae.
AUGCCGCUUGGUGCACGCCACAGUCUCGCUUUGCACAGUGCGCCGCCUGCAGCCGGUGCGCGAGAUGAUCCCCCAUUGCGCGAGCCUCGGUCACACACGCCGGAUCGCCAUGCGCCUCCGAUGGAAGCCGGCGCAAGGCCGCGCGACGGCGCACUCUCCGCGGACAUGGCUCGUCGCCGGUUGUCUCCGUCGCGCACUCCAACCAAGCACGUCUGGAGAUCGCGCGCCGCGGCCAUUCCCGACGUGCGCGCGUCACCAACUGCACCUCGGGUGCUUGGCCCAAUUCCGCGUGCAAGCCUCGCGCCCGGCCGACCUAUUGUGCCCCUUCCGGGUGGAUGGACGGCCCAGCACGAUGCGGCGUUGCGCGACGAGUGUGCGCGCCAAGGUGUGCAGAUGCCGGUCCGGAUUUCUGGUGAAGAGACUGUGCGGGAGGCCGUGCAAGACUAUGCACUUCGCACCUUCACCUCCAACGACGCGCCCGAACCACCACCGCCUCCGGGCGUCGUUGUUUUGUGUUGCAACCGGGUCGCGGCCACGCGAGGUGCGGGGGGGAUCGACUUCGUGGCUAUGCCGCACCGCGACAUGCAGUGGGCGCCUCAGCCGAUACGGCACGACGCCGGCGUUGCGGCUUGGCGGCCUGCCUGGAUAUGCCCUGGGUGUGCUCGGGAUGUCCAGCUGGUUGACAUCCAUGUUGCGGCAGCCGGCUUUGGUGGGAGGGAGAGCACCAACUCGUGGUUGUAUGUCCCACUUCUCCAGGCAGCUGCAGCAGACCUCGCGGUCGCUGCGCUUGCGGAAUGGCGAGCCGACCCGCGCGCUGCCGACUGGUGGGAAGAAGCCCGGCACCUGCUCAUGGUGUCCGAACCGGUGGGCCCGCACACGCUGCUAGCAGCUUUGGCACGUGCCGUUGAGGCCGCGCCAGCGCACGAGCACCACUUGCCGGAUCUCAUCUCACGCAUUCAGGACGUGGGCUUGCCCAGCAGUGCGCGUGUCCACGUCGGAUGGGCAGUCCGCCAGCUCCGGGAGCCGGAUGGGUACUUGCUUGCGCCCGUGCAAGAGGCCCUGCUCGAAUGCUAUGGAGGCAUGCAUUUGGCGUCGGCACUUGACCGGCACUCCGAUCGCUUUCGCCCAGCAGCUGCUCCCGUAGCUCAUUCCUCGCCGCACCCCGUCGAUCAAGCGGAGCCAGGUGCGGCCGCAGCGCCAGACGCUGACGGCGCCCGUGCAGAGAAUGAAGAGGCGGACGGGAGCAAUGCAGGCGACGGAGAUGCCGCGCUGGCCGCGGCCGCUCGCCGCGCGGCCGGGGGCGCGGGCGCCGUCCACUUUUGCCUGCUGGCCAGGGUGCUCCUGGUGGGGAUGUCGCUCCCGACGUGA